Messenger RNA from Thelazia callipaeda (thelaziosis nematode), 699 nucleotides. The record is from the annotation of a GenBank genome assembly. Lineage: Eukaryota; Metazoa; Nematoda; Chromadorea; Rhabditida; Thelaziidae.
AUGAACUGUAUUGAACAGAAAAAAAGUGAUACUCUCGACUUCUCACCUAAAACGAGGCCAAAAUCACAGAGCUUUAAGGAUUUUAGAGAUCUUGUAUUAAGAAGAAAUAUUCGGAAACGUUCUAUGGCAAUUACUGUUGAUGCCAAAUCCUGUGAGACUGAUUUGUUCCAACUAAAUUCUUCAGCUUUUCUUGGUACUCAUCCAAGAACUCGUUCAUUUCUCUGGGAUUUCCGAAAGUUUUUUUCCAAAAAUAAAACGUCUGUUGAAAGUCUUUCGACAAAAUUGAAAUCAGCUCAAAAUAUUCCAAACAUUGAUAAGUAUUCAUGUGAAUCAGUAGUAGUCAAACACAGAGGAAAAUCGCAAUCAUGGUCCCAUUAUGAAGCACAAAAUAUGCGUCAGAAAUUGAAAAAAACCACGGAAUUACGGGAAGUCAGGACAUCAUCUAAUAUUUAUUUACCCGUUCAGCAACUGCAAAGUGAUGAUGAUGAGUGUGUAAACGAGAUUAUCAGCAAAAUUCCAAGACAUAGAAACAUGAAUACUUACGAAGUACGGUCUAGGGAUUGUCGCUUUCUCAUUCAAAGUCAUAAAGAGAUGAGACGCUAUAUUUUCUUUAUAUGGAUUCAUUUCAGAUUUAGAGCAGUAUUUUAUGUGAUUAAGAUUAAGGACGUUUUCCUUUGCUUUCUCUUGCCACCAUCCUGA